This is a messenger RNA of Anguilla rostrata (American eel), 5027 nucleotides long. It is a transcript of the gene mief1, whose product is annotated as mitochondrial elongation factor 1. Bases 1 to 1419 code for a protein of 472 amino acids. The transcript has 4 exons. Lineage: Eukaryota; Metazoa; Chordata; Actinopteri; Anguilliformes; Anguillidae. The record is from RefSeq and is a predicted model, not a curated record. Gene Ontology annotation, biological process: positive regulation of mitochondrial fission; mitochondrion organization. Gene Ontology annotation, cellular component: mitochondrial outer membrane.
AUGGCCGGGGUUAAUGGCGACCGAAAGGGAAAGAAGGAUGAUAAUGGGAUGGGUACCGCCAUCGACUUUGUCCUGUCCAAUGCCAAGCUGGUGCUGGGGGUCGGAGGGGCUGCCAUGCUUGGCAUCGCCACGCUGGCUGUCAAACGAAUGUACGAUCGAACCAUAAGCGCCCCCACUAGCCCCACCAAGAUGGAGCGGGGGGGUAAAAGGAGCUGGGAGGAGCCUAGUUGGCUGGGGUCGUCGCCAAGGCUACUGAACCAUGACAUGAAGUCCACAGUGAGUCGGUCGCUGCAGACACUACCUACGUCCUCCAGUGCCUUUGAACCAGGCCGUGUGCCCCCCCCAGGCCAUGUACGGCGGGCCGGAGGGCAGGACGGCGCCGGUUCGGCGGACCUGCACCGCGCGCGACUGCGCCUGUCCCUGCAGGAGCGGCUGUGGACCUUUUACCGCGAGCGCGUGACCAUCCCCGGCGAGGAGCAGGCCAGCGCCCGCCGGGCCGCCCUGGACAUCUGCGCCGAGCUCCGGGUCUUCCUGCACGCCAAGCUGCCCGACAUGCCCCUGAGGGAGAUGUACCUGAGCGGGAGUCUCUACGACGACCUGCAGGUGGUGACCGCGGACCACGCCCAGCUGAUGGUGCCCCUGAUCCUGGAGAAGAACCUGUGGUCGCCGGUCCCGGGCGAGGACACCAUCAUGAACGUGCCGGGGUUCUGGCUGGUGCGGCGGGAGAACCUGGAGUACUUCCCCAGGGGUAGCAGCUACUGGGACCGCUGCCUGGUGGGGGGGUACCUCUCCCCGAAGAGCGUGCUGGAGGUCUUCGAGAAGCUGGUGGCCGGCUCCAUCAACUGGCCGGCCAUCGGGAGCGUGCUGGACUACGUGAUCCGCCCGGUGGUGCCCUCGGAGACGCUCACCCUGGAGGUGCAGUACGAGCGGGAGCACCGGCUCUACGUGGACUUCCUGCCGCUGCUCGCCAUGGAGGACGGCGUCUCGCUGAUCGCCAAGCCGCACCGCCGGGCCGAGCGCCACGAGAACCUGUGGCGGCAGAGCUUUCGCGUGGCGGAGACGGCGCGGCUGCGGGCGCUGGACCAGGAGGACGGCGGCUGCCGCUGCCUGUGCCUGAAGGUGCUGAAGGCCGUGUGCAAGCUGAACCCCGCCCUCUCCCGCCUUACCGCCGGCCAGCUGACCAACGCCCUGCUGCUGCUGAGCGAGGGGGAGGGGGACUGGGCCCGGGACGCGCUGGCCGACCGCUUCCUGCAGCUCCUCCGCGCCCUGGUGGGACACCUAGAGGCCGGGAGGCUCCCCUGCGCCCUCUGCCCCAAAGUCAACCUCUUCUGCGAGCUCACCCCCCAGGAGGUGGACGAGCUGGGCUACACCCUCUACUGCGCCCUGUCCGACCCGGAGGGGCUCCUGAGGACCGCGUGACCCCCACCCCCCGCCCCCACCUCUCACCACAGCAGACCGGUGGCCAGUUACCACUCAGCUGGCUCAGCUGGUUCUUUAGAAACACAAGGACAGCCUCCCCAUUGCCCCUUUUGAGAGAGAGGUCUUGGACAUGUCUCACUGUGAGGGAGCGUUUAAAACCCCGAUGCAUCUGCCGACAGAUAAGUUUCGUUUCUUGGUUUGUUUUUUUAUUUAUAAUUAGGCCGUAGCUUAUUUAUUACCUAAGACCGAUGGUGAGAUGCAGCUCAGUAACCUGGUUAAUUGUAUGGGUCCACCUAAUUCCCCCUUAAUGGCUGUACCUUUAUAGGUUUUUUUUUUUUAAACCCAAUGCAUUUGAUAGUAUUAUUCUGACUGAGACUCGAGCUGGAACUUGGCACAGAAGCUCUAAGAACAGAAGGAAUUAAAGUGUUAACAGCUGGUCAGCAAGUUAAAUUUUGGACAUGGGGGCAGGAAGUUCUGGUGCACCAUAGUAACCACAGCUGCCGAACACGCUUUCUCUGUUCACUGUGGUCAGACAGCCAGUGUGAAGCAGUCAUCCUAGGUUUCUGAGAAACGGGAAGUGUGAAGGUCACUUCCUCUUUCAUCCUAAAAACGGGAAGUACAUUAGUGGGGAGUGCUAUUGACUAGCCUACUUGAAUGCACGUUUGUUUCCUUUGUGUGUUGAGCUGCAGGAAAUGAAAAAAUAAAGAACAAAUAAUUGUUGGACUCAAAACAGGAUUUUAUUCACUUCAAAGUAUGUUAGUCCUAUCUUCAGGAUCAGGUGGAAAGUUACACUAGGUGUGAUGGGUGUUCUGCACUGAUGUUGGAUGGAAGCCUCGUUGGGGGCUGAUCCAGGAGUUGUACUGGUGAUUGUGUUGCGUGAGGCAUGUGAUUGGCUGUAAGCAAAGGGCAGGACGCCAUGUGAAUAUGAUUUAUUUUCAUUUUGGUGUCAAAACUGGACAGUAGAGCUGCAAGUCAGAAGCACACCCCACUAUAUAGAUGGUUUGCUUAUAGAUACCAUUUUUACAGGGAGAAUGCAUAUAUAUGUGUGUGUGUGUGUGUGUAUGUGUGUGUGCGCAUGCGCAAGUGGAGCAGUUUCACAUUUCUGGUCAAGUGACAAAAAAAUUUGCAUUGGUAAAUGUGUUGUCACAAGGAAAUGCUUUGUGAAAUCUGUAGGGCGAGAUGUUUUUUUUUAACCCGUGUUCAAACGCAAAAAAAAAACACUGAAGCUCUUCCACUCCACCCUAAAGGUUUUUGAACUUUUGUAGGUGUGAAUUGCUGAGUCAUUCUUGUCAGAACAAAAGCUUUCACGAGGUAGGUGCAGAUCCUCGGAAAAGUGACUAAUAAACGGACAGAUUCUGUGUGGCGUCUUGCCGGCUUUUCAGACAUGAUAUGUGUCUCGGCCCAAUGCUGUUUUGACACUUCGGAGUGAGUUUCCUGUGUCAUCACGGAUCGCCUCAUUGCAAGAAGCUGACUGUUAGCAGCACUGUCUGUGAAAUGUGACGAGCAGCCGUUGUCAACGGCAACAUGAGAGGAGCAAAGGGGGGCCCAGGGGCAGUGCGUUUAAACUCACCCGGACUUUAACUUGUUGCACGCUUCCCUGUUCCCUGUUUAACACUGCCCGAGGAGCACUGAGUCCUGUCCUGGAUUGAACAAAUAAAAGGCUUUUUUGGGGAACUGUGAAGAUUUCUGUCUGCUGCAUCGAUGCAUCCCACGGGAUAAAAAUAAAACGAUGUAUUAAUACUCCGUCAUACCUCAGCUUGAAAAUCCAACUCUCUCUCAUUGCACCCAAAAGUAGUAUGUAAAAGAUUUUACUUUAUUUAUUUUUAAUGAACAUUGUGUCUGUGUCACAGACCCUUAUUGGGGAGGGGGCAGCAAACUAUGUUUAAUAAAUGUAUGUCUAAUAAUGUAACGGAAACAAGUAUUUUUGUAUUUGUUGUGUGAGUAUUACCAAAAUGAGCGAGCAAGAGACUAUGAAGGUAUUUGUUCGCUGCACAACAAUGGCAUGUUUUGUUUAUGCAAACAGUGAUCCACUGUAGAACAGGCACUAGAAAAAUGUGCAGACUUCUAAAAAUCCUCUUCGGAAAAAGUCUCGAUCCAAAAUGGGGCUUGUGACAAAAGAGAGGGCGGAGCCACGGGGUCUGUGCGCUGGAGUCCUGCUCGUUCCACCAGUUCUGCACGUCUGUUUCUCCCCCCCGAUCUUCAUGUUGUUCGUCUUCUUGAAGAGCAAAAAGCUGCCUGUGUCCUGGCAUGAUUUUAAAAUGUUUUGUUGUUGUUCAGGGAAUACAAGCUGCAUAGGCAGCACUUUCACAGCAAAGGUUACGUUGACGGUGGUUCAUAAGCGAACAGGACACCCACUGAUUGGAAGAGGCCUUUUCUUUUAGCCAGUGUCCUGUGCCCACCAGUCACUAUAUGACUGAAAUCCUCCCACCAGGAACUGCUGCUGAGAUUCACUUCUGUUUGUCACUAGUUAAUGGCUCGAAUGAAUGUUUCCAAUUCCAACUGUUUUUUUGUUGGUCCAAAUAUCGAUUUUUUGUGUCUGAUUUUGUCCUGUCUUGUUUGGGUUGGGGGUGGGGAACGUAUGUGCCAGGUGGUGUCUCGGGGGGGGUGCAGUCAGUGUUGGGUUCGGCUGGUUGUGGCAGAGCGCUGUUUCUCUGAUGCCUAAUGAAACCCUUUAUCGGCCAAGGCCUUAUAAAGAGCCCACACUGGGAAUCAGUGCUGUGUGAAGCUCAUCACAUUUCCAGAACAAGACCCUUUCAAGAGGAACGAUGCUGGGUGCCCUGGAAUCUGGAUUUUCUUUUUAACAGGGCCCUGCAGGCAGGGUUUCUGCUGUGAAGAGUGGAGCUGGGUCACAGAUUGAACCAUCAGCUUUUCAGAAAUCCCGGCCCAUUGCCAAACCGACAUGUGCAGUCAGAGGGAAAAGUCGAGUGAGUUGUGCAAUCCAUUUCUGAUUUGUUUAUGGUCAAAUCAGUCUUUGGUUCCUUUUUCGGGGAGGGGGGUGGUGUUUGUGGCACAAGGUCAGUCAUGGUGCUAUAUGGUGAAAUCUGUCUGGUACCAUUUUCUGGGAAGUGGGGGUGUUGUGUGUGACCAGAAUUUCAGCCAUGGUGCUCUUACUCUCCAGUAAGCAUUUUUUUUUUUUGUGUUUCUGUGGUUUUUUUUAUUUGCCUUAGAAUUUCAUAUAAUCGUCUGAUGGAAAGUUUUCAGUUAGGUGGUCUCCGGUAAAAUGGGAGGCCAGUCUAGUUUCUGUGGCAAUAGUCAGAAUUAUGUUGCUGGUAUCUUGUUAAAACCGUUGUCUGGAUUUUGUCAAGUUGAAGGUUUGAGCUGCUAACUAACCUCAAAUAUAAUGGUGAAUCUCUUUUGCGAAGCACUAGGUCUGAACAGUAUGCAUCCAUUUCUGGUGUCUCAAAUGUUUUUAAUCAGUAUAGAAGUGUGUUCUGAAGAAUCAGGGUGUGAAAAGGAAAAACUGAAGGGCAUCCACAACAAACUUCCUACUUAGGUCUUGUCCAGUGUAGCCACAGGCAGACUAUGGAAACACGUUACAUAAACAAGUAUGUUCAUUUUAACAGGUUACGCUGCUGUUGCAAUAAAUUUCUGUUGGAGAGUUGACUGUC